CUGUGAGGGGAGCAAGGGUUGCCUCUGUCUGUUCUCUUAAUCCCUAAAUCUUCUGUAAUCAGGAUGACAUGUUGCCUGAUUUAGGACUGCACAAUCUAUGUUGGGACUUGGCUGGAGGGCUGGCUGCUCGGACGUUCCUAACAGGCCAUUACAAGACAUGGAGGGAGCGGGCAGAGUAGAGCUGCAGACAGUUUGGGGAACUUCAACUUAACCACUUUCUCACAAGAGAAGGAGCCCUGUACAACAAAAUGUUCAAAAAGAGAGAAAAAAGAAGAGGACUUUCUGUGGUUGGAUUCUUUUAGGAUGAGAAUGGUGUGCAGCAGAAAAGAGACUCUGUGAUCCGGACAGAAGGGGGGACUUCAUGGCCUCAACGAGCGACGACCCCCACUUGGGCGCUGGCCCAUCUGAGUAUUCAGAGAUCUCCCCGGAUGAUUCCGACUUUGGAAGUGUCUUUUCUGAUGACUCAGUGCUUCCCAACUUUGAGAGAGAUGACAAGUAUGCAGAGCCACCUAGAACACUCUAUGAAGCAUGUGCUCGGAAUGAUCCCACAUCCCUGCAGAGGAUCUUGGAGAGAGGCGUUACCAAGGAAGAGGCCAUGGAGUUGGACAUUAACAGUAGGACUGGACUGAUGGUGGCAGUGUGCAAAGGAUUUGUGGACAUUGUCACCAGGCUGCAUGUGUGUCCUCUAAUAGACAUAAACCACCAAGACAGUGAUGGCAACACUGCCCUGAUGAUAGCUGCCCAGGCUGGCUUCUCCACUAUUCUAAACUACAUUAUGAACUACUACUCUGGUGUAGACACUGAGGUCAGGGAUCCUCGCGGCUUCACAGCCCUCAUCAAAGCUGGCCUGCAGGGCAGAGAAGACUGUGUGUCGGCCCUGCUAAUGCAUGGUGCAGAUAUGAAUGCAAUGGACUAUGUCCAGGGACGUGGCCUGAAGGAUUGGGUCUUAAGAACCGGACGAUUUGAGACAAUGAACAGAAUACGGCGACUGCACGCUCUUCCUGUCGCUCAACAGUUUUGCGAGAACUACACUCCUGAGUGGCCUGAGCUCGAGCAGAUGGUGGCAAAGGCUGUUGCCGCCAAAACAACAGGUCAGAAACUGAGACAGCGCUUAAAGGAGAGCUUCAGUUUCAGCUUCCCUCAGGACCCCCAAGACAAUGGAGUCAUGGACCACAUGGUGCGCAUGACUACAAGCAUCCACAGCCCCCUCAUAGCCACCGGCUGUCAUCCACUGUGUCCUAGUAGCCCUCCUGAAAUUGGCAAACGACGCUUUGCUGUUCCCGAAUUACUCGACAAGCACGGCAACAAAGAGCUAGAGGAGAGCACCGUGUCGCACAGUAACGGCGCCAUCACCUCCUCCUCUCCCACCGCUGCAUCAGCUGCCUCUGUAUCACUGACCUCCUGCUGUCAGGAGUCAAACCGUAGGGAGAGCAUGCCACCUGGCGGAAUGAGAGGCUUCAUUCCCCGCAGCGUGGCUCACAGGAACAGCAUCUUCCCCUCCGGUUGCGUCCCUAAAAUUGAAGUGACCAGAUCUGGUGAGCCUACGCCAAAGAAAGAAAAGAAGAAGAAAAGGCAGAAGGGCUACCUGGAGCCUCCUGUAUGGAAAUACAAGGAGGUCAAGGAGGAGAAAAGGCAAGAAAAGAAGCAAAAGGACAAGCAGCAAGACAGAAUGUCCAAUGGGUCUAAACAAAAAGAAUCAACAUAAUACCAAAUAUGUAUGUUUUCUUCAUUCACUGUGGUCAGGUGACAGGACAUUAUUGAUGCUGUGACCUUACAGACUAUUUUAACACAAAGCCGCUUGCGCAAAUAUGCAAUAUUGACUGAACUUUGCUAUUACUCAUUUUUGUAAUGUAGUUGCAUGGAAUUACAGUUGACUCAUUUAACAUAGUUACAGUGGUGUGAAAAAGUGUUUGAUUUCUUAUUUAUUUUGUAUUUCUUUCUUAUUUUUUGCAUGUUUGUCACAGAUAUAUUUCAGAUCAUCAAACAAAUUGAAAUAUUAGCCGAUGACAACACAACUGAACACAAAAUGCAGUUUUUAAAUGAAACCUUUUAUUAUUAAGGGAAAAAAAAAUCUCACAUGGCCCUGCGUGAAAAAAUGGUUGGCCCCUAAACUUAAUAACUGGUUGGGCCACCCUUAGCAGCAACAACUUCAAUCAAGCGUUUGCGAUAACUUGCAAUGUGUCUCUUACAGCACGGUGGAGGAAUUCUGACUCACUCAUAUUUUUGUAAUGCAGGAACAUUGGAGAGUUUUUGAGCAUGAACCGCCUUUUUAAGGUCAUGUCACGGCAUCUCAAUAGGAUUCAGGUCAGGACUUUGACUAGGCCACUCCAAAGUCUUCAUUUGCUUUUUUUUCAGCCAUUGAAAGGGACUUUUCACACAGGGUCAUGUAGGUUUAGAUUUUUUUUUUUGUCUAUAAUAAAGUUUCAUUUAAAAACUGCAUUUUGUAUUCAGUUGUGUUGGCAUUGACUCAUAUUGAAUUUUGUUUGAUCUGAAAUAUUCAAGUGUGACAAACAUGCAAAAAAUAAGAAAUCAGGAAGGGGGCAAACACUUUCCCACCACUGCAUACAUUGGGAACAAAAGAAAGGUCAUCAAGGUAAAGCAAUACAAUAGACUUGUGUGCCUGCUUGUUAAAAAUUUGAACUUGUAUGUCCCUGUAGCAGGUCUGUGCCACGUUACACCAAAUUACUUUUACAGUAAGUGUAUUCCUUUUGCACAACCAUGUGACCCCUAAUAAUUAGGACAGAGUUUGAGCACUUUUAAUUUCCAAUUGUAAAUGGUUUUACUUCUGCAAAAUGUCACAUGCUGUAAUUGAACCUACAUAUACGUUUUGACUAUCUCUCUGUAUGUAAUAUGGAGCUGCCAGAUGUACCAGAUGCUCCAUAUUUUAGGUAUUUGUAGACCACAUGGGCAAAAGUACUAAGACAUACCUCAAUGAAUUACUAAAAAUAGGUUCAGCUGGACUCAUCACUUCUCCUUGUGUCUCAGUUCCUCAUCUUACCAAAACACAUUGUGAACCGUUAUAUGCUUCCAACUUGGUAAACAAAGUAAAGUCCACAAGUGUGCUUGUAUGAGUUUGGAUGGAAAGAACUUGAGAGCCCUGACCUCAACCACUCAGCUGAACUACAGGCCAAUUGACUUCAGGAAAGCGAUCACUCCCAUUAAAGACACAAGCAAUAAUUUCAAAUAUCAGUCAGAUUGUGUUUCUUCCUCUCGCUAAAAAUAUUGGUGUGUUGAGCGUGAUUACAUAAUACACACACAGCCCAGCAAUGUAAUGUUCCUGGAACAAAACUACAGUCAUCCCUCGUUUAUCACUGUUAAUUGGUUCCAGACCCGACCAUGACAGGUGAAUUUUCGCAAAGUAGGAUUCCUUAUUUAUAAAUGGAAUAUUUUCGUAGUUACAGCAUAAAAAAACUGUUUACAACCUUCUAUAUGGGUUUUCACAUUAUUAGCGCCUUCUAGAUGUGAAAUGGCACCCAUAUAGUCACCUUUACACUUGUAUUACCCAAUAUAGUAGACAGAAAAUGAGCCAUUUAACACAAAUAAGACAUAACAUAGACUCACACGUUAGUAUUAGGAGAGUCACAUUAUACUUGUAUUUCCUUAGGUAGCCAUUGUCAUGUAAUUAGGGCUGUCAAAGUUAACGCGUUAUGUUUUAACAGCACUUUUUUGAUAAACAAUUAAUAUGCACACAACCUGUUUGACCUUAGUUUGAGGAAACACAGCGGCGUGGCAGCUGAUGUGAAGCCAAAAGAGGGAACAAAAUAUUGAGCAGAAAUGGGCAAAGAAAAGGGUAUUUUGAAUGAUAAGUUCAGCUUCACAGUCCUGGCAGAUGCCUCUCUCAGCAAAACCAAAGUUAUUUGGGUCGCUGUGACUCGAGUUGUCACGAAGUACGUCACCGGGAAGAAGAGAGACGUUACUAGUGCACUGCAGGGUUUGUUUUUUUUUUAAUUGUCAUUAAUAUAGUGGUACCGUGGCAUACCAGUGUCCCAACUAACGAGUGUUUUUUUAGAUGCGAACUGUCUCUGGGCUGAUUUUUUCUUUGAACUGCUAGCUAAAAUUUGGGCUAGGAGCUACUAGUUACGGGCAGGCAUAGCCGAGGACAGCUAUUUGGGGCUUGUAUCAAUGACAAUACAUCUAAAUAGCAUUAGCUCUCGCUGGCGUUACUCCUGGGAAAUAUUUCAAAACACACGUAACAUACUUACAUUAUAGCAUUCUGAUUUAUCUUAUGUAUUGUGCAAAACAAAUAUGUACAUUAGCACUCAGUAAGGUCCUCAAAUGUUACCUUUAUGCAUUCCCAGAUAGUAUCAGCAGUUGUGACCAAAUAUGAGGUGAAAGAAAAAACGGAAAAAUACAGUAAAUUAGUCUUAUCUGUGCAUCGUGGGAGACAUGUGCAAAGUUAAAUGGUGCAUUCAAGGACCGUGGAACGAAGUGUAACAAGUCGCCGUUCGCAUGCAAACAUUGUGGGAUUUCUAACUAUAUAUUUUUUUUUUUAAUGAAACAAUGACCCAUAUUUCCAAAAUGUGUAUCCCCAUUACAAAAAAUGGAUGUAGUUUAUAAAUGAUUUUAUUUUUAAUUUUUGUGUUUUUUUUAAUCAUUGCACCUGAAUGUUUGCUACAGCGUGGUGGUUGGGGACCCCUGAGAGCAUGCGUAGCGGUAUGAUGUGCUCUGUUACACAUUUGAAAAUACUGUAAGCCUGUAUGACACUUUUCUACAAUUGGCUUCUUUAUUUUAUAAUGUAAGAAUAACGCUACAUCAACAAAUGUAAUCGUUGAAUCAUAUCGAAUGGAAUUGUAUCAUCUGUACACUAUAUAGAUUUGUUCUGUUUUUUAAAUGUUUUUUUAAUCAUAUCUGAACACAUGUAUCUAGAUGCGUAUGGAAGUGUUUACCACAAAGAGAUUUACAUCCCUACUUAUUUUAGAUAAAAGCUUCUUUCUAUCUGCAA
Dunckerocampus dactyliophorus (ringed pipefish) is the source of this 4942-nucleotide messenger RNA. It is a transcript of the gene ankrd33aa, whose product is annotated as ankyrin repeat domain 33Aa. Gene Ontology annotation, molecular function: protein binding. The record is from RefSeq and is a predicted model, not a curated record. The coding region runs from base 362 to 1705 and encodes 447 amino acids. Lineage: Eukaryota; Metazoa; Chordata; Actinopteri; Syngnathiformes; Syngnathidae. The transcript has 5 exons.